This is a messenger RNA of Drosophila suzukii, 4846 nucleotides long. RefSeq names its product Cuticular protein 76Bd (gene Cpr76Bd). The record is from RefSeq and is a predicted model, not a curated record. NCBI's taxonomy places the organism in Eukaryota, Metazoa, Arthropoda, Insecta, Diptera, Drosophilidae. Gene Ontology annotation, cellular component: extracellular matrix.
UUCAUCUGCACGCGCCAAAGUCGCAGCUCAUUCGUGCCUCACUUGGCUCUUUCCUUGCAGCAGAUCAAUUUUUCGAUUGCUCGAUUUUUUCUUCGAUUUUUGCUACACAUAUAGUUACACUUUUUUGUCGCUUUGUCGCCAAACUGGUGCGUGGCUGCUGCGCAUGCGUGCGAGCUUUUCGCGAGUGUUGGCCAACUGACCGAACGUAUAUAAGCGAUUAUAGGGCCGGGCUGGCCAACAGUCCAGUCCAGUCGGCCGCGUGGCUCUGCUCUACAUCCCGAAUCGUUCCGAUUCGAUUUGAAUCGAUCCGUUGCGUUGCGUUUCGAGCCGAACUUAGUAGAACUAAAGCGAAUCGGAGAUUAAAACUGGAGCAAUUAACUGUGAUUUUCAGAGGUGCCCAAGGAUAACCCGUUGGAUUUACAAUCGAACCUCCAAGGACCGCAAACUUGUGAAUUCUUUUUGAAAGUGCAAAUGGUGUGUUACUGAAUAAAGAUUCUAUACAGUUCGCGAAUCCUUAAGCCAAUACCAACCAUCGACUGUGCAAAGUUUUAAAAGUGUAAUUAUGAAGCUCCUUUUGGUAGCCCUUCUGGGCCUGCUCAGCGUGGUUCUGGCGGAUCCUUCGCCCACUCUGGCUCCACCAAUACUGCCCUGUGUGCACGCGGCCACCGCUGGCUACUCGUAUCCUCCGCCGGCGGAGGUGAAGUUCUCCAUCUCGCCCGGAGUGACCAAGUACAGCCAGAGCCCGGCGAUUUCCACGUACUCGGAGAACGGACACCUCCUGCACACUUCGGUGGGAAGUUCCGGAGGAUCGUACCAGUCCUCCGCUGGAAUCGAGGGGUUGUCUCAUGGGGGCAUCACCCAGAUCGACAAGUACAUAGCUCCGGUGCAGAAGACUCUGUUCUCUCCUUCGGCCGAGUACGGAGGAGCGGGCAUUACCUAUGCGGAUAAGUCGCCGGCUGCCAAGUACGCAACCGUAGUGCCUUCGGGAAUCGAGAUCAAGAACUUGGUGUCGCCAGCUAUCACCAAGUUGGACAACUCCUAUUUGCCACCUUCGCCGGGACUCACGAAAGUGGCCACGUAUACUUCCCCAGGAUACAGUUACAGUUCGGCCACCCCGGGAAUAUCCAAGGUGGCCACGUACUCCUCCCCAGCCCCGUCGAGCAUUCCCUACUAUGCGCCACCAGUGACGUCCAAGGUGGAGACCUACAGCUCACCUGGAUACACGUACUCCAAGGCCUCACCUGCUUACUCCAAGGUGGAGACCUACAGCUCCCCUGGCUACAGCUACGGUCAGCUCUCGCCCGGAAUCUCUAAGAUUGCCACCUAUUCGCCAUCGAUUUCAUAUUCGGCGCCUGCGAUCGCCAAGGUGUCAACCUACUCCGCCCCUGCUGUGAAAUUGGCCACAUCUUCACUGCUCUCCUCCCACGGAACAGGCUACUCCGCCAGCUAUGCCCCAUCAAUAACCAAGUACAGCCAGGCCGCCGAUGUGUCCCACCAGUACUUCUCCAAGCCCAUAGUGGCCACCUAUCCUGCUGCUCCGGCGAUCACCAAGGUGGCUGCCAGCUACGGAGGCACUGCAUCCGGGGGUCUGUCCCACCAGUAUGUCUCCCAACCCGCAUUGGUCGCAGCUCCGGGCAUCGCCAAGGUGGCUACUUAUGCUGCUCCAACAGUGGCCACCUACUCAUCCGGCCCCGCCAUUACCAAGCUCUCCACGAGCUAUGGAGCUUCAGGAUCGGGAGCAGUUUCCCAUCAGUAUGUUUCCAAGCCGGCGGUGGCAAUUUCCGCAGCUCCUGCAAUCGCUAAAGUGGCCACAUACGCUGCUCCAGCAAUCUCCACCUAUGCCACCGCUCCGGCGCUCUCCAAGGUGGCCACCUAUGCUGCUCCUGCCAUUUCCAGCUACUCCACUGGACCUGUCAUCUCAAAGGUAGCCAGCUACGCAGCUCCCACUCUAUCCACCUAUUCCUCUGGCUCUGGCUAUGGAGCCAGUGGCUCAGGGGCCGUAUCCCACCAGUAUGUCUCCAAGCCGGCAGUGGCCAUUUCAGCUGCUCCUGCCAUUGCCAAGGUGGCAACCUAUGCUGCUCCUGCCAUCUCCACCUACUCCUCUGCUCCAGUGGUGACCAAGGUGGCCACUGGAUACGGAGGAAGUGGGUCGGGAUAUAGCUCGGGUGCCGUUUCCCAUCAGUAUGUCUCCAAACCAGCGGUGGCCAUUUCUGCUGCUCCUGCCAUUUCCAAGGUGGCCACUUAUGCUGCUCCUGCCCUAUCCACAUACUCAUCCGCACCCGCUGUGACAAAGAUCGCGAGCUACGGAGGAUCGGGCCAUGGGGCCGUCUCCCACCAAUAUGUUUCCAAGCCGGCGGUGGCCAUUUCCGCAGGACCAUCAAUCGCCAAAGUGGCAACAUACGCAUCUCCAGCCAUCUCAACCUAUGCCACUGCUCCUGCAAUCUCGAAGGUGGCCUCCUAUGCGGCUCCUGCCAUAGCCACAUACUCCUCCGCUCCGGCUCUCACCAAAGUUUCCUACAGUCAGGCAGCGGAUGUGUCCCACCAGUACAUCUCUAAACCCAUUGUGGCCGCCUAUCCGUCAGCUGCUCCCGCGCUGGCCACCUACUCAUCCGCUCCUGCCAUCACCAAGCUCUCCACAAGCUAUGGAGCUUCUGGAUCGGGAGCCGUUUCCCACCAGUACGUAUCCAAGCCGGCAGUGGCCAUUUCCGCAGCUCCUGCCAUCGCUAAAGUGGCCACAUACGCUGCUCCGGCCAUCUCCACCUAUGCCACCGCUCCAGCGAUCUCCAAAGUGGCCACCUAUGGUGCUCCUGCUAUAUCCACCUACGCUGCAGCUCCUGUGUUGACCAAAGUGGCCACUGGAUAUGGAGGAAGUGGAUCGGGAUAUAGCUCUGGAGCUGUUUCCCAUCAGUACGUUUCCAAGCCAGCAGUGGCCAUUUCAGCAGCACCUGCCAUUGCGAAGGUGGCAACUUAUGCUGCUCCUGGCAUUUCCACCUACUCUUCGGCACCCGGUCUCACCAAGAUUGCCACGAGCUAUGGAGGAUCGGGCCAUGGUGGUGCCGUCUCCCAUCAGUACAUCUCGAAACCGGCGAUCGCAGUGGCCCCAGUGGCUCCUGUUCUUUCCAAGGCUUACUUGCCUGCUGCUCCGGCCAUCGCCUUGCCUGCCAAGGUGGCCACAGGAUACGGAAUCAGUGGCUCAGGAGCCGUCUCCCAUCAGUAUGUGUCCAAGCCAGCGCUGGGAGUUGCCAAAGUGGCCAGCUAUGCUGCUCCUACCAUUUCCAGCUACUCGACUGGACAUGCAGUCUCGAAAGUGGCCUCCUACGCCGCUCCUGCCAUUUCCACAUACUCAACGGCACCCGUGAUUUCGAGUGGCCACGGAUAUGGAGGAAGUGGCUCUGGGUAUAGUUCGGGAGCCGUCUCCCAUCAGUAUGUGUCCAAGCCGGCGGUGGCCAUCUCAGCAGCUCCGGCAAUAGCCAAAGUUGCCACUUACGGUGCUCCAGCUCUAAGCCUCAUUUCCGGGGGACAUGCUAUAAGCUCUGGUCCCUUGUUGUCCUCUAAAGUGGCCACUAGCUACGGUGGAAGUGGAGCGGGAUAUAGCUCGGGCGCAGUUUCCCACCAGUAUGUCUCCAAGCCAGUGGCCAUUUCAGCUGGUCCUGCCAUCGCCAAGGUGGCCACCUAUGCCGCCGCUCCAGCCUUGGGCCACAUCAGCACAGGCCCUUCGAUCCCACUGGGAUUGGGUCUCGGGUACGGGGUCAGUGGACAUGGACACGGCGGAGCGCUGCUCGGUGCUCCUCUGACCAAGUUGACAUCUGCUCCAGCAUAUUCCCUGGGAGGAAAGCUGGCUAGCAGCACCGCCUACGGUAUCCAUGCGGGUGACUUAGGACAUGGAGCAGGUCCCUCUGGCGGCUACUAUGGAGCUAUCUCUUUGGGUCACGCAGCCGUGUCUCCAGCCCUGUCCUACCACGGUCUGCUGUCACAUGGAUCUGGUCUGGCCCCAGCCCCAUCCUCGCUGGCCCAUCUGGACUCCUCCCUGAGCGGAUACUCGCACGGAGUGGGCGGAAUCGGCCCUCUGGGAGCCGGGUUCUAUCGGUAUGCUCCAAGUGUGCCGGCCCUGAGCAGCCACGCCCCCGUGGCAGCCACCGCCUACUUGAAGUCGGCGCCCGUGGCACAGCAUGCCGCUCUAAAGGUGGUGCCUGAGCAGCACCUUGAGCACUUCGACGCCCAUCCUCGCUAUGCUUUCGAGUAUGCUGUGAAUGACCCCCACACGGGUGACAACAAGCACCAGAAGGAGGAGCGCGAUGGAGACGUAGUGAAGGGCGAGUACUCCCUGGUGGAGCCUGAUGGCAAUGUGCGCACGGUGAAGUACUACGCCGACUGGGAAACUGGCUUCCACGCCGAGGUCAUCAACAGUCGCGAUCAGGGCAAAAUUGUGGCCAAGCGUCAGACGGAAGCUAAGUCGUGAGGUCUUCAUAGGUCGCAAAUUGUUUUGUUCGUUCAGCAACUGUAAAUAGCCUCAAAUCCAAUCUUCUUCUCAUUAAACAUUAAACGUAUUUAUGUAAAUCCCACAACGACAACGAUGUCAUCCGGCCCAUCUUGCCAUGAUAUAUCUAAUAUCCAACUAUAUAUCCGCCCUCCACACCGAAAACUCUGGAUCCCCGAUUUUGUGCUCAUGUGAUAAGCGUUUCGUUUUAUUGAACUGCUUGCGCUGCUCUCAUCUCAAAGUGCGCGCCUCUUAUUAUGCCCAACUAUUUGUACAUAAAGGAUUGUAUAUGAUAUUUUGUAAAAUGUGAAUUUCAAAUAAACGACAUUUAAGAACGCCACAGUCGGGGGUGCUCGACAAUGAGAUUGA